Penaeus monodon (black tiger shrimp) is the source of this 2523-nucleotide messenger RNA. RefSeq names its product CCAAT/enhancer-binding protein gamma-like. The transcript is spliced from 5 exons. Gene Ontology annotation, biological process: regulation of transcription by RNA polymerase II; DNA-templated transcription. Bases 370 to 771 code for a protein of 133 amino acids. The record is from RefSeq and is a predicted model, not a curated record. Lineage: Eukaryota; Metazoa; Arthropoda; Malacostraca; Decapoda; Penaeidae. Gene Ontology annotation, molecular function: DNA-binding transcription factor activity, RNA polymerase II-specific; RNA polymerase II cis-regulatory region sequence-specific DNA binding.
UGUUGGCCAACCUGACUCACUUCUAACUAUGGCUGCAAGAGAGUAAGACACACGUCAGAAACGCUCUCCGAGUUUUUCGUAUUUUUUCACAUCUUUGUUUCAUUUUUAUCGUGUGGAAAUCGUCAGAGACACAGAUGAAGUAAACGGACGUCAAAAAGUGUGAGAGGUUUGCUCUAAGGGGGGGGACAGCCCCUGGUGAUCGAGGAACUCACACAUCCUCGGAUUGUGGCCACUGCAACUAACAACAUCAGUUGUCGGCUCUUCCAUUAGAAGAAGAACCAGACGUGGACCAAGCGCCUGCAACAAGACUCAAAGGUGGAUAUUAGAGACACAUUUCAACCAAGAAAAAGAAAGAGAACAGGAAAGGCCAUGACGCCCAAGGUGGAAGGACUGAGUGGGGAGAGUGGAGACGACUCCAGCAGUGGUGGUUCUAGCUCUCGCCGCCUUGCAAAGAACACUGAUGAGUAUCGUAGGCGUCGGGAGCGCAAUAACCAGGCUGUAAAGAAGUCACGACAAAAAUCAAAGUUGAAAACCCAGCAGAUGAUGGAGCGAGUGACCCAGCUGAAGGGGGAGAACGAGGAGCUUGAAGAGAACAUCAAGAUCCUAACAAAGGAACUAAGUGUCCUGAAGGAUUUAUAUGUUGCUCAUGCAGGAAAUGCUCAUGGUGUGAGACUUUGUGAAGCAGAGUUGAGUAGGAUGCUGUGUGAUGAUUCAGAAAUGGAUGAAGCUGCUGCCCUUCUGAUGGGUCUCUCCCAGGCCCCCCCCCCUUGAACUAGGUCGAUAACGUACCAAUGACAAUACGCAAGCUAGUAGGAAUUAGACUUCCUACUUAGCGACUAUUGCUUUCUUGUGUAUCAUAUUAGCAUCCUGGAGCAUGAAUGUGCAUUCACCUAGAGCCACUGGAAUGAAGGAAAUUUCUAUUAAAAAGCACAUGUACGUUAAAGGGAUGGUGAUAAUCUACACAAGAUUAGCACUGCAAUCAGAUACAAUGACCAUGUCCCAUUUGUAAUCCUUAACAAAAGAAGAUUUAAAGGUAUCUCAGUGGAUUUUGCCCAGUAUUCUGAUUGUAGUGAAAAAGCAAAUUAGAAACUUUCCAAUUUGCCCCUUUUUCUUCCUUCAUUAUUGCUGUCAGAUAGUCAAUAAUAAGUUUCUUUUAUCUUCUACUGUAAUUGUAUCCUUCAUCUUUAAGAGAUAUAAAAAUGCUAUAAAAUAGAAAUGUGAUAAUUAUGUGAAUGGGAAAUUAAAAAAAAAAAUUGGUAUUUUGUCCAGAUGUAUUCUGUGGUAUGGUAUGAGAUCAGAAAAGAAAUACCACAACCACCGUGCACUUUCAUUCUCAUAUGUAGUUGUUAAUAUGCUAUUUCUAAGAUUUGCUGAUGCAUACGUAUAAGAGAAUUCAAGUUAUGUUUAUGUAGAGAAUAAUUGAAAAAAACAAACAAAAAAGAAUGAUGCUUUCUUUUGCAUUGGAUACAAGUGUUUGACCAUUAGGUCUGUAUUCCAUAGCUUACGUGCUCUGUCCUCCCCCAUCCUUCGGUGUACAGCAAGUAAUUAAACCACAUUAUUGGUGUGCAGACAUAAGAUUCUUACUCAGGGGACCCAACAUCCUCUUUUUUUUUUUUUUAUAUAUAGUGUGAGUAUGCUUUUUGUUUCUGGCCACAUGAAAUUUCCAAUAUUAAAAGUAUCUACUCAUUAGAUUGUAUAAUAAAUUUCAUCUUUUGUAAGAGGAUUGAGAAAAGGAUGAAGUUCAAGGGGUGCAUAACUUCUGGAUGAAUUAACACAAUCAGAAAUAUUUUGACUCUGCAUGCAGCUUACUAGUCUGGAAUAAAAUCAUGUACUCUACUAACACAAAAAGAGAAUUCAUUUUUAUUUUUAAUUAUGGUAGAUGCGUUUUUUCUUCUCCCCAUGAAAGCUCCUCAGAUUGUGGCCAUUGUUAAUUCAUGCAGACUUGAUGAAACAAGGGAAACUUGCUAUAAAGUGUAUUCAGGAUUUACCUAAGGAAGUACAAACUUAACAUUAUAUCUAAAAUGUUAAAGUUCUCAGUGACCAUAAUUUGAUUUAAUUUUUUAGGAGCUGUGAGAAACAGAAUUUUUAGCUCAUCAUAUGAGCUAUAUUGGAAUAUUUUUUUUCAUUAUGUGAUAUUGAUUACUGGGAAAGUGCAUGUAGAGUAUUUCUUUAAAAAUGCAUGACACUACCAGUCUUGUAGCCUUAGCUUUAGAGGCCCUGGUAGUGCAAGAGUGUGUGUGGUACUUUCCCAUUUUGUCACAUGGACUUCAUUUUUGGGUUUGCGGUAAUUAUUCGGGGAAAUUUAUUAUGCAGUGACGAAGAGAAUAAUUUUAUUUUUCCCCUGAAGCUCAGAACUACACAUGUUUUUAUUGCCUCCAUUGUAUAUUUUUGCAUUCAUUGAACAGUCCUGCAAUAUGCAGAAAUCUCCUCCUCAGUGUCUGUGGAGGAAGCAUGAUUUUAGGAUAUGGACUGGUGUCAUCUUGAAUAUUGUCUACAGUACAAAGUAAAACCACAUUCAGGAUA